AUGUGGCAGUGCCUGGAUGGAGUGAAGCACCUACUUGGCGUGCUCCUCAAGUGCUGCGACAUCGACCUCAAGCAGCCCAAGGGCCUCGAGGAUCCGGAGGUGCUUGCUAGGGAGACCGUGUUUAGCGUGAGCGAGGUCGAGGCGUUGUAUGAGCUGUUCAAGAAGAUCAGCAGUGCCGUGAUUGAUGAUGGGCUGAUCAACAAGGAGGAGUUUCAGUUGGCGUUGUUCAAGACUAAUAAGAAGGAAAGUUUGUUUGCUGAUCGUGUAUUUGACUUAUUUGAUACAAAACACAAUGGAAUUCUUGGAUUUGAAGAAUUUGCCCGGGCACUCUCAGUAUUUCAUCCCAAUGCUCCCCUGGAUGAGAAGAUUGAGUUUUCAUUCCAGCUAUAUGACCUCAAGCAACAAGGCUUCAUUGAAAGACAGGAGGUAAAGCAAAUGGUUGUUGCUACACUUGCGGAGUCAGGAAUGAAUCUUUCAGAUGAGGUCAUAGAGAGCAUCAUUGAUAAGACUUUUGAGGAGGCAGACACAAAGCAUGAUGGGAAAAUUGACAAAGAAGAAUGGCGCAAUUUAGUAGUGAGGCAUCCGUCUUUAUUGAAGAACAUGACACUACAAUAUCUCAAACAUCUUGGCGCUGCGUCACUGACCAAGUGCGCCUCUGCCAGACGGCCGACGGCCAGCACCGCAGUUCGCAGGGCCGCUGGUGCCCUCUCUUGUCUGGCAGCAACAGCAGCACAGCCCGGAGUCGCCCAAGCCCCCUGUCCCUGCUGCACAGUCUGCCACUGCCCCUCGCUGUUGCUGUGGGCAAGGCAAAGUGCUCUCCCGUUCUCAAUGGGGCACAGUUUCUUUUCGAUGCACCAGAUAGCCUCUCGCUCGGGUUUGCUUGGUAGGAGAUGGUACAGCUCUGCCACGAAGGGGGGCCCUUCGAUUGCUGGCGUAGGCGACAUCAUUGCUGUCGCAUCAGGCAAAGGUGGUGUAGGCAAGUCCACCACUGCAGUUAACAUUGCUGUAGCACUUGCCAAGGAGUUUAAGCUUCAGGUUGGUUUGCUAGAUGCUGACAUAUAUGGACCAUCCAUUCCCACAAUGAUGAAUCUCCAUGCUAAGCCUGAAGUAAGUGAAGACAUGAAGAUGAUUCCAGUUGAGAACCAUGGUGUGCGAUGCAUGUCCAUUGGUUUUCUUGUAGACAAAGACGCACCAAUUGUUUGGAGAGGUCCUAUGGUGAUGAGUGCUCUUGAGAAGAUGACAAGGGGAGUUGCUUGGGGGGACCUUGAUAUUCUUGUUGUUGAUAUGCCCCCAGGCACUGGUGAUGCUCAACUAUCGAUGUCCCAAAGGCUUCGGUUAUCUGGUGCUUUAAUUGUUUCAACUCCUCAAGAUAUUGCUCUUAUUGAUGCUAGAAGAGGAGCCAACAUGUUCCGCAAAGUUCAAGUUCCUAUUCUGGGAUUGGUUGAGAAUAUGAGUUGCUUUAAGUGCCCAAAAUGUGGUGAGAAAUCUUACAUCUUCGGGGAAGGUGGAGCACAGAGAACUGCAGAGGAAAUGGACAUGAAAUUACUUGGUGAUGUACCUCUUGAAAUCAGCAUCAGAACAGGUUCAGAUGAAGGCAAGCCUAUCGUUGUGUCAUCACCAAACUCUGCAUCAGCGCAGGCGUACGUAAAUGUUGCUGAGAAGGUGACUCAAAGGCUCAAUGAGCUAGCAGAGGAGCGACGGAUGGGCCCAGAAAUCUUACUUUGA
Molecule: messenger RNA, 1725 nt
Organism: Miscanthus lutarioriparius
Lineage: Eukaryota; Viridiplantae; Streptophyta; Magnoliopsida; Poales; Poaceae
Source: the annotation of a GenBank genome assembly